AUGGAUGUCGAUGGUGGUGGUGCGUGUGGUGAUGAUGAUGCGAGUGGUGGGACGCGGCGCGAGCGGGGAACGGCGGCGCGGAUGCGGCGGAAGACGCGGAGGGAUUGGAGCAAGGUGCCGGAUGCGGCGCUCCCGCGCGUCGCCGUCGUCGGGAGACCGAACGUGGGGAAGAGCGCGUUGUUCAACAGGCUCACGGGGACGAAGCGAGCGAUUGUGUACGAUGAACCGGGGGUGACGCGGGAUCGAAUGUACACGCGCUCGUACUGGGGUGAGAGUGAGUUCAUGAUGGUGGACACGGGCGGUUUCGAGAAUUUGCCGAGGAAUCCAGAGGGGGCGCCGAAGAUCGAUCGCGUCGGUGGCGUGGAGAUUUUACCAGCCAUGAUCGAAGCGCAAGCCGCGGAAGCGGUGAAGGAGGCGGCGGUGCUCGUGUUCGUCGUCGACGGGCAGGUUGGACUCACGGAGGCUGAUAGAGACAUUUAUCGCUGGUUGAGACGCUCGCACUCGGACAAGCCGCUGCACUUGGCGGUGAACAAGUGCGAGAGCACGACAAAGGGUGAGGAGCAAAUCAUCGAUUUUUGGCAGUUAGGUGACGUCACGCCGCUCGCCGUGUCGGCGAUCAGCGGCACCGGCACGGGUGAUCUUUUGGACAAUGUGUGCGCGACGCUUCCGCAGCCGCCGCAAGUCGGCGACGGCGACGUUCCGGAGGAGGAGGAGGAAGUACCCGUCACCCUCGCCAUCAUCGGUCGACCCAAUGUGGGCAAGAGCUCACUCUUGAACGGGCUCGCGGGCGAGAUGCGAUCGAUCGUGAGCGAUUUCUCGGGCACUACGCGCGACAGCAUUGAUACCAUGGUGGAGGAUAAGUACACGGGGAAGAAAUACACGCUCAUAGACACGGCGGGAAUCCGUCGAAGGACGCAAGUGAAAUCAGGAUCAGACGGCGCGGAAAAGUUGAGCGUCGGACGAGCGUUACAGGCUAUGAAACGCGCGGAUGUGGUGUGUUUAGUCAUCGACGCCACGCAAGGACCGAGUCAACAAGACUUUGUCCUCGCCGAGCGCGCGACGCAGGAAGGAUGCGCCCUGGUUCUCUGCAUCAAUAAGUGGGACUUGGUGGAUAAAGAUACGUAUACGAUGAACAAGUACACGGACGAGAUGCGGUUGAAACUGCGCGUGUUUGAGUAUGCGGAGAUUGUGUACACGUCUGCGCUCACCGGGCAGAGGAUUCAAAAGAUUUUAGACGCCGCCGACAUCGCGAGCGUCAAUCAUCGCAAACGUCUUACCACGGCGACUUUGAACUCUGUGGUACAAGAGGCCACUCUGUGGAAGCUUCCGCCGUCCAGGAACAGCAGGAAGGGGAAGAUUUAUUACAUUACUCAAGCUUCCAUCCGGCCGCCGACGUUUGUCUUCUUCGUGAACGACCCAAAACUGUUCCCGGAGACGUACCGUCGGUACAUGGAGAGGCAACUUCGCGAAAACAUCGGUUUUCCAGGAACACCCAUUCGUUUGCUCUGGCGUGGGAAGGGUGUCGAGAAGGUUGCAAAACCAAACUAA
Ostreococcus tauri is the source of this 1548-nucleotide messenger RNA. Its product is annotated as P-loop containing nucleoside triphosphate hydrolase. Gene Ontology annotation, cellular component: chloroplast. Lineage: Eukaryota; Viridiplantae; Chlorophyta; Mamiellophyceae; Mamiellales; Bathycoccaceae. Gene Ontology annotation, molecular function: GTP binding. The transcript has a single exon. The record is from RefSeq and is a predicted model, not a curated record. The coding region runs from base 1 to 1548 and encodes 515 amino acids.